This is a messenger RNA of Paramisgurnus dabryanus, 2149 nucleotides long. It is a transcript of the gene sfrp2, whose product is annotated as secreted frizzled-related protein 2. NCBI's taxonomy places the organism in Eukaryota, Metazoa, Chordata, Actinopteri, Cypriniformes, Cobitidae. The record is from RefSeq and is a predicted model, not a curated record. Gene Ontology annotation, molecular function: Wnt-protein binding. Gene Ontology annotation, biological process: canonical Wnt signaling pathway; non-canonical Wnt signaling pathway.
CAGUGGACAUCCGAGCGCUUUCUUUCGCUCCGCCCACACUUUACUGUGAGAACAGGUUGGCACAGAAUCGAGUUUAGUUAUCCAUAACUGCGAGUAACGGCGAGAGUUCAGGGUGCAUCACUUCUGUAUGCUCUGUCUCUGCUGAAGUAGAAAGAUGCGCGCAUAUCUGGCACUGCUGCUUGCGCUUUCCUUACCUGGAUAUCUGGAUGCGUUUCACGGAUUAUACGCCUUCGGUCAGCCCGAGCUCUUCCAGAAAAAAAGCAACUGCAAACCAAUACCUGCAAACCUUCUCUUGUGCCAUGAUAUCGAGUACACGGACAUGCGUCUGCCCAACCUCCUCGGACACGAAACCAUGAACGAGGUUGUGCAACAGGCUGCCUCCUGGAUCCCUUUGGUGCAGAAGCAGUGCCACGCGGACACCAGAAAAUUUCUCUGUUCGCUCUUCGCUCCGGUGUGUCUUGAUGAUCUGGACGAGCCCAUUCAGCCGUGCAGGUCAUUGUGUGAGAGCGUGAAGAACGGCUGCGCUCCGGUGAUGGCUGCUUUUGGGUUCCCUUGGCCGGAGAUGCUGGACUGUCAGCGCUUUCCUCUGGAUAACGACCUGUGCAUACCACCUGGUGGUGGAGAUGCAUUAGCGACUGUUACCAAGGAAGUUCCAAGAGUGUGUGAUGCCUGCAAAGAAAAAACGGAGAAUGAUAAUGAAAUCGUGGACAGCUUUUGCAAGAAUGACUUUGCUUUAAAGAUCAAGGUCAAGGAGAUCUCCUACAUGAAUGGCGACACCAAGAUCAUUCCAGAAACCAAGAGCAAGACUAUCUACAAGCUGAAUGGUGGCGUCACUGAGCGUGACCUCAGGAAAACGGUGCUUUGGCUAAAAGAUGGGCUACAGUGUGUGUGUGAUGAAAUGAAUGACAUCAAUGCUGCCUAUCUGGUGAUGGGCCAGAAGAUGGAAGGAAAUUUGGUUAUAACGUCGCUGAAGCGCUGGCAGAAGGGUCACCGUGAGUUUAAAAGAAUUUCUCGUAGUAUUCGCAAGCUUCAGUGCUAGGACUUCCCAAUGAUGUUCUAACAUACAAAAAGUUUUAAUUAAACCUGUAGCAAUAUAUAGGUUCAUUCAAAAUCCCAGUGCCAUUUUGGGAACUGAUCUCAGAAUACAGGCUGGCAUUACCAGGAGGCAUCUACCAUAGGUUCAGCACAAAUCCACUCUCAUUUCCCCUCAUGGGAUUAUGUCAAUUGUAUUUUCGUAUACUCAUUCGCUCAUUCCUCUCGUCUAGGUCCUAUUGUAAAUCAAGUUUCUCUAACAGACUCCAUACUGUUUGCUUUUAUAAUUACAGAGAAAAGCCCCAGACAGUUUCUUAAUGCUAUGUUAUCAUUUCGAAACUGGAGUGGUUGAAGGUCCAGACUGGCACUGUACUCAACAUUGAGAUAAAUGUUAAUGAUGUGUUACAUGAGGUGUUGAAAUAGUUGGCAGGAAGACUGAAUUACUGCAGAAUAUUUUCUUGAUGUACAACCUGAUUUAUGAAUAACGGGCCACAUAAAUGUAGAUGUCGAACAUGUUUAUUGGUCUACAACGGGAUACAUUUCAAAGCCAUCUUUGUGCUGUAGUCUCUUGGUUUUAAUAAGAAACAUGUUUUUUCAGCAAUGCAAGGAUUAUGUGACUUUUAAUCUAUCAACUGUAAUGUGAUUGUGGUUUUACUUUUGGAGUUUUUUAUCAGCACAAUGAGAUAGCUGGCUCUAUUCUCAAUGUUUAAUAAAAUAUCCCUUAUGAUACAAGCCUCUGAAAUAUUUUCAUAAGUUCAUGUGAAUGUUUCAAUUUCUACCUGGACAUCAAAAGAGAGUUGCAGACAAAUGCGUGAUUUUUAUAACCCACUGUUUUUGUUUUCUUUCUACUUAGUCUAAAUGCUGCACUUUUCCUAUAUGUUAUACAAUUUGACUUACAAUUAACAAACAUAUUUAGUACUUGUUUAUUUUUUUUCCAUGUCAGUUAUAAAAAUAAUGUUGUACUAUAUAGCGGUCUGUUUCUUGGGACGAUCUUAAAAGUCAAUUGUAUAUUAUUGUGUGUUGAAAGUGGUUAGUUAAAAUGCACAUGGCAAUUUCCAAACAUUUGUUAUACUCUGUAAAUAUUCAGAUAUUCAGAUUUUUAUUCUUGUACAUAGUA